AAGAAAUAUAUAUCUCAUGCAUAUACAAUGAAGUUUUGAACCAUUAGGUUUUUAGGGUUCAUGCAAAACAUUUAUGCUCAUUCACUAUAAAUACAUCUUCAAGAAAACCAAAAGAUUGAAUAACAAACAAAAGAAAAGAGAAGAGAUGGGGAAAAGUUUAUGGGUGUUAGUAUAUGUAACAGUGAUGGUAUUGGUAAUGGUAGAAGUUGAAUCAAGUCUUCAUAGAGUUGGUGGUGGAAGAUACAGUUGGAACUCUGAAGUUAACAUCUCUGAUUGGGCUAGCCACCAACGUUUCUACUCCGGCGACUGGCUUUAUUUUGGAUUUGAUCGAACGAGGCAUAACAUUCUCCAAGUUAACAAGAGUAGCUACGAGCAAUGCGUGGAUAGCGAUUUCAUAUUCAAUAUUACGCGUGGAGGAAGAGAUGUCUUUCAGCUCGUAGAGCCAAAGCCUUAUUACUUUAUUUGUGGUAGAGGUUAUUGUCACAAAGGUAUGAAGCUCGCCAUCGAUGUCCUCCCUCAGCCGCCACCAUCAGCUCCUUUCGCUCCCGCCUCAACCGCCUUGACUCUAGUACCUUUACACACUUUUACCGCAGCCGUUUUAGCUUUCGCCUUGAAAGCUUUGAUGUUUUGAGUAUGCAUCUGUCGUUUCUUUGUUGAGUUUGGUUUAAUGUAUGAACUAUUUCAAACAAAAGUGUCACUUUCCUAAACUUUAUAGUUUUCACUUCAAUAAGUUGGAACUUUUGACUUUCACAAACCUAUGCAAUUUGUUUGUUACUUUGGGGAUUUUGUAACUACAUAUUGACAAAAAAAAGCUAGUUCCUACUUAGGAUUCACUACAACAACACAUCAGCUCUUACAUUCAAGUAGGCUUUGCACCUUUUAAGGCUUUGCUUUAGCUAGGUUAUGUCGUUUGUUUUCGAUACAAGAACUAUAUAGUUUAGCCAAAAGAGGUCACUUCCUAAUUAAGAUAUUCACUACAAUAAGUUUUUUCAGACAACCACCGAGAAUAGUUAAAAGGGGUAAAAAGUAAAAACAUAUUCAAACCCCAGCAGGCAAACAAGGCUGGUGAUAAUAGUUCACAAAAAAAAA
Capsella rubella is the source of this 1089-nucleotide messenger RNA. Its product is annotated as lamin-like protein. Gene Ontology annotation, molecular function: electron transfer activity. The transcript is spliced from 2 exons. Bases 74 to 631 code for a protein of 185 amino acids. The record is from RefSeq and is a predicted model, not a curated record. Lineage: Eukaryota; Viridiplantae; Streptophyta; Magnoliopsida; Brassicales; Brassicaceae. Gene Ontology annotation, cellular component: plasma membrane.